CGUACCAAGUGCUCGGUGUAAACUAGAGCAAUGGCUCCGCUCCGAGUAGACCACAGAACAGACAAAACGAACAAGGCUUAUGUAUCGCAAAGAUUUAGAAAAUGAUUAACUUUAUAUGGAUUACGUUUUUUGCGAUCUAAAAAAUAUUGUAUAAGUUAAAAAUGCACGAUAUAUUCAACGAACAAACAACGAUGAUUGUCGUGUGUUCAUAGCUCCUGACCUUUUUGGAUUAAUCGAAUAGUAUAACUUAACCUAACCUUAUUUUAUUUUCAUGCUGCUCUGCAGAAAAAAAUCGUUUCAAAAUGAUGCAGCAAUAUAUGAAGGAAUUAGAGCAGGAUCCAUUUGACCCUGAAGAAUUUGUCGAGAGAUUAGCUUGGAGAACUGUUAAUGAUAACACAAAAGAUAGAGGAAAUACCUUUUUUGACCCGGUUAUUGUCCAUGAAACCUUUUUGCAAGCAAUUAAGGAUUUACAAAUACUGCAAGAACGCCAGCAAAAGAAAUGCGACAAAUUAGAAGCUGCACUGAAAGAAGAGGAGGCUAGACACACAUUUGAAAUAUUAGAAUUACAAGAGAGAAAUAGACAUUCUAUCGAUUUGUUUCAUCAGUUAGACGAGAGGAUAAAUCUUGUGGCUACUAAGGUCUUGCAUUUGGGAGAUCAGUUGGAAAGUGUCAAUACGCCAAGGGCAAGAGCAGUUGAAGCUCAAAAACUAAUGAGACACUUCUCAGAAUUUUUAAGUCCUGGUCCAUUGACGGAUCCAAUUUUUACAGAUAAGACUUCGUUGAAUGAUGCUGCAGAUGUAAUACAGAAACUCCAUCUCAUAGCGCAGGAACUUCCCUCUGAAAAAUUUGAACAUGCCAAGAAAAAGAUUGACGUCAAGUACGACGAGAUAGAGCGGAAUCUGAUUGAGGAAUUUGUGAGGGCGCAUAACAGAGAGGAUGCGUCAUGUAUGAGGGAAUUGGCAAGCACUCUUGCACAUUUCAAGGGUUACUCACAAUGCAUCGACGCAUUUAUAGAGCAGAGUCAGAUGGGCUCUUUCGGCGGAAAGGACGUCUUUCAGGACGUUAUACCAAUGUGUACAAAAUAUCACAAACUUAUGCACCAGGUGUUCUCCAAUCCCGAGCAAGUAAUGGCUAAAUUUGUCUUGAACAUAUACCAUUUGCGCCUGCAGAAGUACGCGGUGGCUAAAUUAGCGGACAAAAGUGAUUCCGAGAAGUAUCUCAGAAACCUGUACGAUUUGUACACUAGAACAGUCAAGCUAUCCAAUGAUCUGAAGGUCUUCAAUAUGGGCGCUGACGAAACUUAUCUCGCUAAACUUACUAGAAACAUCUUUCAGAAAUAUUUGGAUACUUAUAUUAGUAUUGAAGUAAAGGCAUUUCGGGAAAAGUCAGCAACAUUGCUCAUAGAAUACUAUGAAUCCAAAAAUCAUCAGAAGAAACAGUUACAAAUGGGUGGUUUUCAAGAGCUACGUAGAGACUUACAGGCUGUAUUGGGUGCAAGAACGAAUAUAAACAUUGCUCAAAUAGAAGAUUACGGAGGUGAAACGUUUCUGUCGGAAGAACUGGCGAUCGCGAUAUUACAAAGAAGCAAACUCGCGUUUCAAAGAUGUCAAUUACUUUCACAGCCUGUUGACGUACCGGGAAAUGCAUUACAGAUUUUCGAGAUAUUAUUGCAAUAUUUAAUAAGCGAGCAUGUAGACUACGCGUUGGAGUUGGGUUUACAAAGUGUACCGAUACCGGAGAGCAGGACUCAACCGGAGAUUCAUUUCUUUAACGUUAUGCACCAGUGUAAUGCGAUCGUUCGACUGUUGGAGGAACAAUUUAACGAUAGUGUGCUACCUCUUGUCACUUCAACACCCAAACAUGCCGAUUGCUUGUUAAAGAAAAAAGUGGUGUUGGAGCAAAUAGACGUCAAGUUGGAUACCGGCUUAGACAGAAGCAUAAACGCUAUUGUAGGCUGGGUAAAAGUGUAUUUACAAAACGAACAGAAAAAGACUGAUUUCAAACCAGAAACCGAUGUGGAUACCGUGAACACACCAGCCUGCCUAGUAGUUGUGCAAUACGUGAGCGGGAUGAUACGACUGAUACGAAAUACUUUGGACGGCAGACAUUUAGAUACCGCUCUCAAAGAAUUGGGAAUCAGAUUCCACAAAAUCGUUUACGAUCAUCUGCAGCAAUUUCAGUUCAAUUCCGCCGGUGCUAUGUGUGCGAUAUGCGACAUGAAUGAAUAUCGAAAAUGCAUUAAAGAGCUCGAGGUGGAUUUUGUUACGAAUUUCUUUGAUACUUUGCAUGCUUUGUGCAACUUGCUGUUGGUUAAGCCUGAAAAUUUAAAACAAGUCUGCACGGGAGAUCAAUUGAUGUCGCUCGACCGCAACGUUUUACUCAAUUUCAUUCAAUUAAGGACUGAUUAUAAAACACAAAAGUUAGCCAAUUGUUUAAAAGGUAUAACAACGUAACAGUUCGCUUAUAUAAAUAUAAAUAAAAGUAUUUCAUGCUCAGCUUAUCUCUCGAUGAUUAAUAAUUGUGAAUCGUUGUCAAAUAUAUGAAAAUAAUCAUUAAAAUAA
Molecule: messenger RNA, 2561 nt
Organism: Monomorium pharaonis (pharaoh ant)
Lineage: Eukaryota; Metazoa; Arthropoda; Insecta; Hymenoptera; Formicidae
Gene: Sec10
Product: exocyst complex component 5
Exons: 6
Coding region: 303-2453 (716 amino acids)
Biological process (GO): exocytosis; Golgi to plasma membrane transport
Cellular component (GO): exocyst; cytoplasm
Source: RefSeq, a predicted model, not a curated record